AUGGCGGCGCGCGAGGGCCAGAGCGACCCCCCGCAUCGCCGGGAGCCUGGCCAGCGCCGCCCCAUGUGCGCCGUCUGCACCAAGCCCCUGAGCGUCUGCCUCUGCGGCCGCCUCCGCGGGCCCCCGCUGGACACCACCGUCGGCGUCACCGUGCUGCAGCACACCAUGGAGGUCCGGCACCCGCUCAGCUCCAUCCGUGUUGCCCGCCUCGGCCUCCGCAACCUCGCCGUCACCCAAGUCACCGACGUCAACCACCGCGCCAGCUUCCUCCUCAGGACGCUCGGCGGCGCCGCGGCCUCGAAUCUUGGAGACGGAGAAACCGAUGUUGGCGCCGCCCAUGCCGGAAAUCAUGACGGUUCCGUUGUUCCUGGGCAGACUGGCAUACAAGAUGGUGAAGGUUUCGAGCCAAGCCAAGGCAAAGGAUUGGAUCAUGCAAUGUGCAGUGAUUCUGAAGAUAUGGGGAUAAAUCCUUUCGGUGGUCAUUUGGGUGUGAAAAAUGCCAGUAUUGCAAUCUCUAGGCAAGUUGCUGGCGAAGGAUUAGAUAAUAGGGAAAUAAGCAAUGGUGUUUCCUCUGAUCUGGAUCGAGAAGUUGGCGGUGGCAUUGAAUGUGACUCUAAUGGUGAUGAGUGUUUCAGAUUCGAGAAGGCGAAAAUAAAUGAACAUGCUGGAGAUUUUGAAAGGCCAGUCUCAGCCGCAAAUCAGUCGGAAAGCUAUGUAGUCAAUGCCGUCAAAGCUGAAGGCCAACACAGAAGUGAGACAUGUGUGACAAAUAAGGUACAUGCUGAUCUGCCUCACCCUUUAGUUGAAACUACCUCAGUUAAUGGUAUUUGCACUGAAAAUGUUGAAGUUGCUGCUGUUACUGGAGAAGGUUGGACCGUGGAAAAUAUGGAAAAGUGCUCUGUUGCUUAUACAGAAAAGGAACUCAGGAUUGACAUUGAGCGCGGUGUAAAGCCCCAAAUCAGAUGGUUGUGCAGAGGUUCUGUUGGUCAAGGAGCUGUCUCGAAUGGCUUUACUGUCGUGAAAAUACAGAAGAACAAGUCCAGACGUACAGGUGAAGUCUCGGAGUUUGAGGAAUUUUCCAUCACCAUACCGCCACACGCAGCUCUGCUAUUUCCAUGCCAGGGUGCAAUCAGCCUUGAUGCUUUAGAUUGUCAGGUGAAACAUUUGAUUGUGUUGGAUGGCACCUGGGCAAAGGCGCAGCGGAUGUACCAUGAGAAUCCAUGGCUACAACUUCUGCCACACGUGAAGCUAGAAUCAGAUAAGGUUAGCUUGUACAGCGAGGUGAGGCAGGAGCCAAAGGCCGGGUGCUUGUCAACCAUUGAGAGCAUAGUUAUCACCAUGAAGAAACUUGGAGAGGAUGAGAUGGGUUUGGAUGAUGUUCUGUCUGUUUUCGAGUCAAUGAUUAUUGAUCAGCGGCGUUGCAAGGAAGAGAACUGGAAACCAAAACUAAAGCCAUAG
Molecule: messenger RNA, 1458 nt
Organism: Triticum turgidum subsp. durum (durum wheat)
Lineage: Eukaryota; Viridiplantae; Streptophyta; Magnoliopsida; Poales; Poaceae
Source: the annotation of a GenBank genome assembly